Thlaspi arvense is the source of this 579-nucleotide messenger RNA. The record is from the annotation of a GenBank genome assembly. NCBI's taxonomy places the organism in Eukaryota, Viridiplantae, Streptophyta, Magnoliopsida, Brassicales, Brassicaceae.
AUGCCGAGGUAUUACUGUGAUUAUUGCGACACAUAUCUCACCCACGAUUCCCCAUCGGUGAGGAAGCAGCACAACGCCGGAUACAAACACAAGGCGAAUGUGAGACUAUACUAUCAGCAAUUCGAGGAGCAACAAACGCAAAGCCUGAUUGAUCAGAGAAUAAAAGAGCAUCUAGGCCACCAAACAGCAGCAUUCCAACAGGUUGGUGCUGUGUAUAAUCAGCAUAUGCUCGCUAGGCCUCGCCUUCCUAUGAUGCCACCACAUGGAAGUAUGCCUAUGGGUAUGCGACCUCCUGUUCUGCCUAGACCCAUGAUGCCUGGCCAAGGUUACAUGCCUCCUCCAGGAGUACCACAGAUGAUGGCACCCCCCGGUGCUCCUCUGCCUCCACCUCCACAAAACGGUAUUCUCAGGCCACCGGGAAUGGCUCCGAUACCAGGUCAAGGUGGUGGACCGCCUCCCAAUUAUAAUGGACCUCUUCCUCCUCCUCCUCCUUAUCAUACAAAUCCAGCUGCUGCUCCACCAAGUGGCAGCUUCAACAAUCCAAACCCUGGUGCCGAGUCUCCUGAAAGCAAUGAGUAG